CUGUGGUCAAUUGGACAUUCUGUUCUGUGGUACACGUGCUUUUUUUCUUAUUCUGUUUAUUUUUAUUUUCAAAUAAUCCAAGAAGUCGAAAAAUGUCCCAGCAGGAGAACUUAUUACAGUGUUACAACCGUGGCUGCGGCCAAAAAUUCGACCCCAACAAUAACACUGAAGACUCUUGCAGGCACCACCCAGGAGUACCAGUUUUCCAUGAUGCCUACAAAGGCUGGGGCUGCUGUAGUAAGAAAUGCACCGAUUUUACAGAGUUCCUCAACAUCAAGGGCUGCACCGUAUCCAAACAUUCGAACGUCAAGCCCCCUGAACCCGAAAAACCCACAAGAAAUGAUAUACCUGAUGAACAACCAGUUGUAGUGAAACCAAUUACACAAAAAAUAAGGCUGGAUAGACCAGCUUUCAAUACAGCUAUGGUAGUUAUGAAACCAGAACUGGCUCCGUCUUUGGCCCAACAAAAAUCUAUAGAAACUAAACAGGAAGUGAAGGAAAAGAGUGAUCCUAGUGAAAUUGCAGUUGGAACUGUCUGUCAGAACAGGGGAUGUGGUAUCAAGUAUGAGGGACCAGAAAUAAAUGGUUCUAGAUGUGUUUACCAUCCUGGGGUUCCUAUAUUCCAUGAAGGCCUGAAAUAUUGGUCUUGCUGUCAAAGGAAAACAACAGAUUUCAACACUUUUUUGAGCCAAGUGGGUUGUGAACAAGGUUCCCAUGUCUGGGAAAAAGAAGAGCCUGAUGAGAAAACUAUUCAGUGCCGUUGGGAUUUCCACCAGACUGCCCAAUAUGUAAUUGUCUCAAUAUAUGCCAAACAAUAUUGUCCAAAAGAAAGUAUCAUCAAACUGAGUCCUGUGAGGUUAUUCACAAAACUGGUAUUUCCACAAGAAGCCAAUGCUUGUUUUGCACUAGACAUAGAGCUCAGAGGCAUUGCAGAUGUGGAUGCUAGCCAUGUUACAAUGUAUGGUACCAAAGUAGAGAUCAAGCUGAAAAAGGCUGAGCCAGGAAGCUGGAUAAAUUUGGGAGAUCCAGUUAAAAGUGAGGUUGUGGCAACAAAAGGAUCAGCAGUUCAGGAAAUUUGCCCACAAGUGGAAGCAGUGGAUUUGGAUGAUCUUUAAUGUAAAGUUUUGGUGAAUUGAGUAUUAGGUAUAAGGAGAUUGUAUAAUAUAUUUUGAGUAUGGAUUAUUCAAUUAUUUUGCAUGCUUGAAUGUUGUUUUAAGAUUAUUUCUGAACAAAGAGUUGUAUUGUAAGAAAAUAAAGAGAAAACAGGAAAGAUAAGAGACUUCUGAAACCAUUUAAAAAAAUCAUUUUGACACCAUCCCAAGAGAAGAAUAUCAAAUACCCAUUAUUCUGAGGAAAAACUAUUGAAUUCACCAAUUUAUAGAGACAACAUUUGCAAAUUUAGAAGUGUUAUCAGGGAGUACAUUUACUAGAAACAAACAGGGUGUGUAUAAUUUGCAGACUGGAAUAAAAUGUUGGGGACUGGCUAUUUCCAUCAAACUUUUUGAUGUUUUUAUUGCAUAUCUGAAUUCAGCUCACCCAUAUACAGGAUGAGAAGUUUCAGUUUUUUUUCUAUGACCCCCCUGGGGAGCACUUU
Messenger RNA from Phaedon cochleariae (mustard beetle), 1594 nucleotides. NCBI's taxonomy places the organism in Eukaryota, Metazoa, Arthropoda, Insecta, Coleoptera, Chrysomelidae. The record is from the annotation of a GenBank genome assembly.